Molecule: messenger RNA, 312 nt
Organism: Xyrichtys novacula (pearly razorfish)
Lineage: Eukaryota; Metazoa; Chordata; Actinopteri; Labriformes; Labridae
Source: the annotation of a GenBank genome assembly
AUGAAGUUGACCUCCAGCAUAGAAACUGUGACUCAAGUGUUUAUUUUUCUUUUUUUUGUUUGUUUUUUAAACAAAUCAGAAUCUGGAGUUGACAGAUUUGGACCCUGGGCGAGACCUCUGUCCUCUCAAAGGACAAUGUGUGUUGCAGCUCUGUUUGUAUAUACUGCAGAAAUCUGUGUGUAUAUUUCUGUUCACAACCAGGGGGCAGCAGCUCCUCAGCUACACUGUAAAAACACCCAGCCACCCUUCACAUUCAACACUCGCAUCUCUCAGCCAAGAAGGUUGCAGGAUAUCCCAUAUAUCCUGUCCUGA